UUGUCGACCAUCAUGCACCGCUGUCUACUUGAGGGAGAUUACCAGCGCGCAUCAAGAGCAUGGGGCAUGAUCUUGAGGACUGAGGCUCACGGCACUCCUAUUGAGCCGCGAUACAAUGGCCUGUGGGGCUUGGGUGCUGAAUUGCUACUUCGUCGAAGAUCCGGGGAUGAACAAGACAGACCACUCAGCGACGAGUAUCAAUAUUCAGAAGACGGCUUCCAGCUUGCGAAAGAUUACUACGAGCGCCUGAUUCUUCAAUAUCCCGUACGCAACUUCCAACCCCAUGCAAUCGACGCCACCAUAUUCUACCCGCCCUUGUUCUCCGUUUGGAUCAUGCAAGUCCUCGAGAGAAGCAGACGUGAGCGUCGACGGCUCACGGACGACGAAGCCGCGACCUCGGAAGACCGGCAUAAGAUGCAACAGGAGGAAUUGGCUGGUGCGCGAGAGAUUUGUCGACGACUGGAAGAGCUCGUGCAAUCGCCACCAUACGACAAAAACGCACAAUUACUUGUUCUCAGGGGGCAUGCUGGCCUCUGGGUCAGUGACCUA
Paraphaeosphaeria sporulosa is the source of this 549-nucleotide messenger RNA. RefSeq lists its product as uncharacterized. The transcript has a single exon. The record is from RefSeq and is a predicted model, not a curated record. Gene Ontology annotation, molecular function: RNA polymerase I general transcription initiation factor activity; TBP-class protein binding; RNA polymerase I core promoter sequence-specific DNA binding. The annotation marks the transcript as partial. Gene Ontology annotation, cellular component: RNA polymerase I core factor complex. Lineage: Eukaryota; Fungi; Ascomycota; Dothideomycetes; Pleosporales; Didymosphaeriaceae. Gene Ontology annotation, biological process: transcription initiation at RNA polymerase I promoter; nucleolar large rRNA transcription by RNA polymerase I.